Molecule: messenger RNA, 1008 nt
Organism: Paraglomus brasilianum
Lineage: Eukaryota; Fungi; Glomeromycota; Glomeromycetes; Paraglomerales; Paraglomeraceae
Source: the annotation of a GenBank genome assembly
AUGUUAACUUUACCUGUAAACUCUUCUAACGCGAAAACUUCCUACGCUAUCCAACAAGUGGUGAGGUUCGUAAAAGCAAACAUACCACUACUGACACGGGGAGAAAACACACCCGCACGUCACUAUUAUGGGGGUUUCGAAGAUUCAUUCAUGACACCGCCUGAAAUCUGGGGGCAUGAAUCGCUAAACCUGCCAGGAGUUAUCGUACCCAACCCCGUAUCCGAACGAGGAGGACGACCUGCUUGUCUAGCUCAAGGAGGUCUCUUAAAGCGUAUGCUUGAAGCAAUCAAAGAACUCGUCUCUGAUGCAAACUUUGACUGUUCCGAGACAGGCAUAGCACUUCAAGCUAUGGACAACUCCCAUGUUGCUCUGGUAUCGUUACUUCUCAAAGCCGAGGCAUUCGAUCCAUACACAUGCGCUAGAGGAUUUAGCUUGGGCGUGAAUUUAAACAGCCUGAACAAGAUACUAAGAUGUGCCGGAAAUGAUGACACAAUCACGUUGCAAGCGGAAGACGAGUCUGCAGAUUCUUUAACUUUGGUCUUUGACAGUCCAAAUCAGGAACGCGUUAGCGAAUAUGAACUAAAGCUGAUGGACAUCGACCAAGAAAAUCUUCACAUUCCUGAUACAGACUACGAUGCAAAGGUCCAUAUGUCAUCUGCUGAAUUCCAACGUAUUACGCGUGACUUGUCAACUGUUAGCGAAGCAGUUACCAUUUCCGUGACAAAGGAAGGAAUCAGAUUUGUAGCUAGUGGAGAAGUAGGCUCCGGAAGUAUUACUUUGAAAAAAGGAUCAUCUGUCGACACGAACAUCUCAACAACAAUCGAACUCUCGCAAACAGUUUCGUUAGAUUUCUCCCUCAAAUACCUUGCAAACUUUGCUAAGGCUGCCCCGUUAUCGGACGUAGUUUCAUUGUCGAUAUCAGAAAAUCUACCCUUGUUGGUAGAGUAUGAAAUGGAGAGUGUUGGAUUCAUUAGAUAUUACUUGGCUCCGAAGAUUAACGAGGAAUGA